Capronia epimyces CBS 606.96 is the source of this 1446-nucleotide messenger RNA. RefSeq names its product carbamoyl-phosphate synthase arginine-specific small chain. The record is from RefSeq and is a predicted model, not a curated record. Bases 1 to 1446 code for a protein of 481 amino acids. Gene Ontology annotation, cellular component: cytoplasm; carbamoyl-phosphate synthase complex. Lineage: Eukaryota; Fungi; Ascomycota; Eurotiomycetes; Chaetothyriales; Herpotrichiellaceae. The transcript has 2 exons. Gene Ontology annotation, molecular function: carbamoyl-phosphate synthase (glutamine-hydrolyzing) activity. Gene Ontology annotation, biological process: 'de novo' pyrimidine nucleobase biosynthetic process; L-glutamine metabolic process; L-arginine biosynthetic process.
AUGUUUUCUCAAGCUUUGAGGCCGACGACCCUCUUGCCCAAGGCAACCAAGACCUUGUCGAACACUUCGAAGGCCUUGCGAGCUCGACCUCUGGCAACGGUCUCGAACAAUACCCCCCGAGAGCAGCAACUGCCUCUACACAAGAAAUAUCGACACACUACUCCCUCCUUCGAGCCGGCCACAUUCACUAUUCGGAAUGGUCCCAUAUUUCAAGGCACUUCUUUCGGUGCGCGAAGCAAUAUUUCAGGAGAGGCUGUCUUCACAACAUCCCUGGUUGGCUAUCCUGAGUCACUCACCGACCCCUCCUACCGGGGCCAGAUUCUGGUCUUUACUCAACCUCUCAUCGGUAACUACGGUGUCCCGUCGAAUGUUCGAGACGAAUAUGGCCUCUUCAAAUAUUUUGAAAGCCCUCAUAUCCAGGCUGUGGGUGUGGUAGUGGCGGAUGUUGCAGCAAGAUACUCUCAUUGGACUGCGGUCGAAAGCCUGAGCGAGUGGUGUGCUAGGGAAGGUGUCCCAGCUAUCACCGGGGUCGACACCCGCGCUAUCGUUACCUACCUGCGAGAAGAAGGCUCCAGUCUUGCCCGAAUAACCAUUGGAGAAGAAUACGACCAGGAUCAGGAUGAGGCGUUCGUUGAUCCGGAGCAAAUCAAUCUUGUCCGCAAAGUCAGCACCAAGGCGCCAUUUCAUGUCAGCGCUCCUUCUCCAACUGCCCACGUUGCUGUCAUCGACUGCGGUGUCAAGGAGAAUAUCCUCCGUAGUCUGGUCAGUCGAGGUGCCAGCGUCACCGCCUUUCCUUUCGACUAUCCCAUUCACAAGGUUGCUCACCACUUCGAUGGUGUGUUCAUCUCCAACGGUCCCGGUGACCCAACUCAUUGCCAGGACACUGUCUACCAUCUUCGGAAGUUGAUGGAGACCUCCCAAGUCCCGAUCAUGGGUAUCUGCCUGGGCCACCAGCUUUUGGCCCUUGCUGCUGGGGCCCGAACCAUUAAGCUUAAGUAUGGUAACCGAGCCCACAAUAUCCCUGCCUUGGAUCUCACAACAGGAAAAUGCCAUAUCACGAGUCAGAAUCAUGGCUAUGCGGUUGAUGUUUCCACCCUACCCCCGGACUGGAAACCUUACUUCAUUAACUUGAACGACAAUUCCAAUGAAGGUCUGAUCCAUGCAUCUCGGCCGAUCUUCUCUACCCAAUUCCAUCCCGAGGCCAAGGGAGGUCCGCUUGAUUCUUCUUACUUGUUCGACAUGUACCUGGACAACGUGCAGAAAUAUAAGCAGAGUCAGUCCGCUUUCCAACCCCAACGAGAGAGCAGUCCUAGUCCAUUGCUGGUGGAUCUGUUGGCCAAGGAGAGGGUGGGCGUUGAGCUGACCCAAGGGAUCCGAAACAUGAUGGCCUCUAAGAGCCAAGAGAGCACAGAGCCUGAGAGGGUCUACGCUGCUGGUGCUGCAUGA